AUGCUAGCUUAUCCGGUGGUGGAGUAUUUUGUCAAAACGAAUUGGAAGAAGUUUGGUUUACAAAAAGUAAUGAUGAACGCUAAUGACUUCUUCUUCUUUAAGUUCACAGAUAAAGCUGGUAUGCAUAAUGCUCUUGAUGGAGGGCCUUGGUUUAUCCGUGGUAUACCCCUGUUUCUGAAACUAUGGUCGCCUACGGUUAAGUUACAAAAGCAGGAAUUAAAAGAAGUAGCUGUUUGGAUCAAAAUUCAUAAUGUCCCCAUUCCGUCAUAUUCUGAUGAUGGUCUAAGCUUGCUUGCAUCGAAAUUAGGUACUCCUAAAAUGCUUGAUGCCUAUACUAGCUCGAUGUGUACUGAUGCUUGGGGACGAAUUAGUUAUGCUGGAGCCUUAAUUAAAAUUUCUGCGAAGUCUGAAUAUAAGAAUGAAUUAUCUAUAGCCAUUCCAGAAAUGAAUGGGGCUGGUUAUACCAAAGAACUUAUGAAGGUGGAGUAUGAGUGGAAGCCUCCGAGGUGUUCACACUGUUGUGUAUUUGGACAUUUAACUGAUCAAUGCCCUAAAUGUGUAAAAGCGCCUGCUUCGAAAAAGGAAGCGCUUAUUGAUGAAGAUGGGUUCCAAAUGGUAAAAAAUAAAGGUAAAUCAAAGGAGGUCUUUCACCCAAGGAAACCAAAGCAUAAGCUUGUCUAUGUUCCGGUUAGCAAGACAAAAGAGACGAUAGAUACAACAGGUACAUCCAAGGCCAUGGUUAAUACCAAGAAUUCUUAUGAGCUAUUGAAUGAAUAUGGGGAGGAAUCUAAACCAUUGUUUCAGCCUAUCACGGAUAUCAGUCAAUGUGGGAAACUACUGGAGUCACUAAAAGGUGUUGUUGAAGACGAGUUUGAUGCUGAUGUUGAUGAGUAUAUUGAAAUUCAUGAUGAGACAACUGCGUUUAUGUCUAGCGGUACUACUCCAUUGAGUCAUUCUGAGGGGGCAAGCACUCCUGUUACACAGGGGUCCAAUGGGUAG
Erigeron canadensis is the source of this 999-nucleotide messenger RNA. RefSeq lists its product as uncharacterized. Bases 1 to 999 code for a protein of 332 amino acids. The record is from RefSeq and is a predicted model, not a curated record. The transcript has a single exon. Lineage: Eukaryota; Viridiplantae; Streptophyta; Magnoliopsida; Asterales; Asteraceae.